Molecule: messenger RNA, 1445 nt
Organism: Rhizopus microsporus ATCC 52813
Lineage: Eukaryota; Fungi; Mucoromycota; Mucoromycetes; Mucorales; Rhizopodaceae
Product: Calreticulin
Exons: 2
Coding region: 54-1304 (416 amino acids)
Biological process (GO): protein folding
Cellular component (GO): endoplasmic reticulum membrane; endoplasmic reticulum
Molecular function (GO): calcium ion binding
Source: RefSeq, a predicted model, not a curated record
CCUUUUCUUUCUUUUUCUUUUUUUCUCUACUUUGUCAAUAAAAAACAAACAAAAUGAAGAUUCCCACCAUCACCGCCAUCUUGGGUCUUGCUGCUCUUGCCUCUGCUGAAGUCUUCUUUCACGAAACUUUCUCUGAUGGUGAAGGUUGGAAAGACCGUUGGACUCCUUCCACUUACCGCGAAGAUCUUGGUAAACUUGAAGUAAGUCCUGGUAAAUGGUACGUGGACGAAAAGGCCAAUGCUGGUUUAAGAACAACCGAGGACUAUCGCUUCUAUGCUGUCUCUUCCAAGACAAAGCCAUUCACAAACAAGGAUAAGAACCUUGUCAUUCAGUUUGAUGUCAAGAAUGAACAAGACAUUGACUGUGGCGGAAGUUACUUGAAGUUCUUCGGUGGUGAAUUUGACCCCAAAACAUUCAAUGGUGACACCUCAUACAACAUUAUGUUUGGCCCUGAUAUCUGUGGUCCUAAAUCCAUGGUACAUGCCAUCUUCAGCUAUAAUGGUACCAACUAUGAUUUCAAAAAGACCAUCUCAGCUCCUAAAGAUACUUUAACUCACACCUAUACUCUUAUUGUUAAACCUGAUCAAACAUACGAAAUCUUGGUUGACUCUGACAAGAAGGCCUCCGGAUCUCUUCUCGAAGACUGGGACUUUUUGCCUCCCAAGCAAAUCAAGGACCCUAAUGCUGUCAAGCCUGCUGACUGGGUUGAUGACGCUUUGAUUGAUGACCCUAAUGAUGUUAAGCCUGAAGGCUAUGAUGAUAUCCCUGAAUUUAUUCCUGACCCUAAUGCUAAGAAGCCUGAGGAUUGGGAUGAUGACAUGGAUGGUGAAUGGGAAGCUCCUUCGAUCGCAAACCCCGAUUAUAAAGGUCCCUGGACACCCAAGAAGAUCCCUAACCCUGCCUAUAAGGGAGAAUGGGAACACCCUCUCAUUGAUAACCCAGAUUACAAGGUCGACAAUGAGAUCUAUGCUUAUGAUUUUGCAAACGUUGGUAUUGAUGUCUGGCAAGUGAAGUCUGGUACUAUCUUUGACAACAUCCUCAUCACUGACGAUAUCGAAGAAGCUGAAAAGGUUCGCAACGAAACAAAGGAUCUUCAUGAGAAGGAAGAAGAUGCCAAGAAGGCACAUGAGGAAAAGGUUGAUGCUGAAAAUAAGGCAAAGGCUGAAGAAGCUGAAAAGGACGCAAAGAAGGACCAAGAACCAGAAACACCCAAGGAAGAAGAAAUCCUUGAAGCCCUUGAAGACGCUGUCGAAGAAGCUGUUGAAGCAGAUGCUGCCAAGAAGCCUGCUAGAGACGAAUUAUAAUCAAACUCCAACUUGUCAUAUCUUCAUUAGUUAAUAUUAACUUGCUCUCUUAAUGUAAUUUUCAUUUCAUUUUCAUACAGAAAUAAAAAAAAACACUUGUGAUAACAAGUAUUAUUUAUUUACAAGUUUGCUUGUGAACAC